CUCUGGUGUCAAAUAUGGUUGCUGAAAACAAGAAAAAAAUGUUGCGAAUGAUGUAGUUUUUUAUCGAAAAUAGUGCUGAUUUUUGCUUCUUUCGGCAAUAAAUAUUGUGCAACGACAUACUUUAAGUGCUUGGGAUCGCGGAAAUCGAAUAGAGACGAUUUUUCUACGAAUCGUGUCGCAAAAGUUCCAGUGAUGAUGUUUUCGUUGUUUUGAUUGGGUGCCACACGAAAAGAAGAAGAAAAAAAAUCGAAUGAAUGUUGAUAAUAUUGGCAGGGCCAGGCGAAUUCACCAGAACCUGCUACGAGAUCCGGCCACAAUGUCACCAUUGUGGACUGCAAAAUACGACUACCAAGCGCAGGGCGACGAUGAGCUCUCGCUGCGAGUCGGACAGAUCGUUUUUGUGCUCUCAAUGGAUAGCAAUAUAUCGGGUGAUGAGGGUUGGUGGACGGGUAAAAUUGGCGACAGAGUUGGGAUUUUCCCAUCUAAUUUCGUCACGAAUGAAGAUCCAGCGGUGUUGAACGUACAGCCAGUGGAAAUAAAGUUCGAGGAGUUAAGCCUCAAGGAGGUAAUUGGUGUUGGCGGCUUUAGUAGAGUUCAUCGUGCUUUCCUUAAUGGAGAGGAAGUGGCAGUGAAAGCUUCGCGGCAGGAUGAGGACAUCAACGAAGCUCGCGAAAAUGUACUGCAGGAGGCGAAGCUCUUCUGGUCCUUGAAGCAUCCAAACAUUGUUACGCUGCGUGGGGUGUGCCUCGAGCCGCCAAUUCUUUGUCUCGUAAUGGAAUACGCGCGCGGAGGAUCGCUGAAUCGGAUACUGGCCGGCCGCAAGAUUCCACCGAACGUUCUUGUGGAUUGGGCAGUGCAAAUUGCUCGCGGAAUGAAAUAUCUGCACUGCGAGGCUCCUAUUUCUGUAAUCCACAGAGAUUUGAAGAGCUCAAAUGUACUGAUUAGUGAACCGGUAUCGAGUGAUGAUUUGAAGAACAAAGUUCUCAAGAUAACAGAUUUCGGUCUCGCACGUGAGGCCUACAAAACCGAAAGGAUGUCCGCCGCAGGAACCUACGCCUGGAUGCCACCGGAGGUCAUUCGGGAUGCCACAUACUCAAAAGCCUCGGACGUGUGGAGUUACGGUGUGCUGCUGUGGGAAUUGCUUACCGGCGAGACGCCAUACAAGGGAUUUGACUCACUGUCGGUCGCGUACGGCGUGGCCGUCAACACUCUAGCCCUGCCAAUACCCAAGACUUGUCCCGAGGCGUGGGGAAAGCUGAUGAAGUCCUGCUGGGAAUUGGAUCCUCAUCGGCGACCCUCGUUCAGGGAUAUCGAGAAAGAUUUAGAUAUUAUCGCACGGUCUGGAUUUGCGCAAACACCUCACGAAUCAUUCCACACGAUGCAAGCCGGCUGGAAAGAGGAGAUUGCCGAAGUGCUUCAGGAACUGCGUAAAAAGGAAAAGGCCUUUAAACCUUUUGAGGAGCAACUACGCAACAAAGAGGAAGAGCUCAGCCGCGUGCAGCGUCAGCAGCGCUGCAAGGAAGAAGAUCUCGAGAAGCGUGAAAAAGAGCUCAACGAGCGCGAAAUCGAGCUGCUGGGUCGUGAGCUGAACAUCAUCAUCACGCAGAACACGCCGACUCCCAAAAAGCGCAAGGGAAAGUUCAGCAAGAGCAAACUGAGGUUGCUGAAGCGAGAACCGGGCCAGAUAUCCUUUCCGUUGGACUUUCGUCACACCAUCACGGUGCAGCACACGACUAUUCGGGACGAGCCCCGGCAGCGCACGGACACUCCACCGGGCUCGCCGGCCACCAGACUGAGAGCCAUAGCACUUCCGGCCGAUGGUAUCAAGGGUAAAACCUGGGGACCAUCGACCCUGCAUCAGCGCGAGCGAGGUCACUUGCCGGCACUGCGCACGACGGUUCGGACGCCUCAUUUCAGUAAGAGUGCCCCCAAUCUGGACAAAUCCCGCACGAUGGCGAUGUCCGCGAGCUCGUCGCGUAAUGAAAUACUAGAUUAUGACACGGACGAGUGGUACCCGUCUAAUCUUACGGUGGCCGGCGACUCCUCGCUGAAUACGCCCCUUUGCACUAGUCUGACGCGGUUCAGUGGCCUUCCGAGCACGAUCCCGAUGCCAACGCUGUAUGCUUCCGAGGGACAGCGCAAGCCAAAGUUGUCGAUCAUAGAGUUAGUGUUGUACAAUAUUGCUUCGAUGUUGGCGGGAGUCGCCUCCGGAUACGACGUCCGGAUAUCGAACGUAACGCCUCUCCAUCCACGGUUGCAUCCCUCUUCGGGCCUGAGUGAGGGGUAUCAAUCCCUGCCCAGUCCCUACCACCAGCUGCGACUCGCUCCGGAACAGCUACCCAUACUUCCAUUACCGCAACCGCUGAUAGAUGGUAACGUCGAGGAGGAAUACACCGAUGUACGCAACGAAAAACCAAUUCCAUACACCCACAACACUUAUCACGGUCCGAUAAAACACAGCAGAACACCCCUUUCAUCGCUAAGCCCGCGCCAGGACGAUCGGCCACUCCGGUUUACCGAUUCCCCCCAGCACUAUCUACCCUCGAUGAUGUCGACCACGAGCGGCCUCGGCUCGAACUACACUCCGUCCGGGCCGAGCUCAUCGCUGAGUGGCGGAGGAGGCGGUGGUGGAUCCGGAACGCAACCUCCGACGCCGUCACCGCGGCGAAAAUCCAGCACCACUUCCUUCAUCGAGUACGGCGAACUGCCGGAGGAACACGAGAGUAGAGCGGGUCUCUACAUACCCGGAGAUUACGUGAACUAUCCGCAGCAGAACAACGCCGGACUUUACACCGCCGGAAGCAGCGCGGGAUACUUUGGCUCAAGUUAUUUCCCGUAUCGACCUGAAAUUAACUUUGCUUUCGAGCGAGAAACCAAGUCCUACGGAGGCGAGCCAGUGUACGAGGAUCACCAUUACGACAGUGCGUCCUACCAUGAUUAUGCGUACGACGGAGCGAGCAGCAGUGGCCGGUUCAACGUCCCAACGCGUGUUCCGGCGAUGGGUGUCAGCGCCGCGGGUCAUCGGCGAACUUUAUCGAACGUUUCCAACCCGCCCACCACCAGCAUUAUCAACCAAGGGUUUCAUCUUGAUCAGGACGACGAUGUGGAGUUGGUAGACGAUGCGAUUUACGGUUUGAACCAUUUCUACAUCGGCAGUGGCCAGCAACAACAGGUUGCCGGUGCUGCCAAAGUGCCCGACAGCACGUUGAUUCCUAGUCGUAUGCACGAGUACGAAAACAUUCCAAACUACUUUAAGAGGCAAACUAGUCUAAACAUUGGAUAUUCGGGUCAUUUCUCCAAUGAGUAUGUAAAUAUUAGUAACCACGAACGGCCUGCUAGCUUAGGAUUAGAACACGGUGGCUUAGCACAGACUGCUGGGGCAGGUUCCCAGGUCAAGUUACGGUCUAGUUUGAAGAAGUAUAAUAAUACUCAACAGCAGCAGCAUCACAGCAAAUACAGCACCGGGUCAAGUGGAAGUUGUGGCACGCCAAUGACAGCAAAUCCUACGCCACCGGAUAGUCUCACUAGUGAUGACAGUUCGUACCUUAGUGCAAAAGAUAACUCGUCUUCGGUUUCAUCUCAAAGUCGCGUUCGGUUCACUCCUGAACUGCUGCUGGAGCCACAACAGCAACAACAUGUGCAGCAACUGGAUCUCGUUUCACACGUUCCACUCAAGCGGAGGUCAUCCGCCGGGGCUGCGACGGUGACGGCAGCAUCCUCUGCCGCUACAGGACGACGUUCCAAUGUGAGCGAAUCCGGACAAUCCUAGCAGUACGCCAAGACCUAUAUGGUGUAACUUUUGAUUUUCUCCUCCCUUUUGGUGCACUUAUUGACUUGCGCACUUUUUAUGAGCAAAAAACAAUGGGAAAGUGAUAAGAGGAUUAAGAGAUCAGAGAGGAACGCCAUUUCGCAACCGACGAAGGAAAAAGAUUACGUUCUUAAAGUAUUUUUUUAUUGCAGUAUUUAACGGAAAACGAUUGCAUAUAAAAUCAGAAUAACUUUAGCUUCCAGCCGUGCUAACCGUGCUCAGCGAAAAUUAAUCAGUGCAGUGAAGAAGACACGCGAUGAAUGCUUCCUUCUCUUGAAGCGGCAGGUAGGUAAAGUGUAAUAACUUUGUGUACACUCAGCCGAGAAGCACUUUGCACCGAGCGAGUCUUUGCAUUAUGAUGGAAAUGGGAGCCUUUGCAGCUUAGUUUAUGGUCCAUUUUCGCGCUCUUCCGAAGCAUAAAUAACCACCUUUUAGAUGGUAAAUUUGCAUCUCCAAAGUCUCCCGAGAAGAAGCUGCUGCUCAUAAUCAAGCAUUGGAUUAUCUUAAGAGGAUUAUUUCAAUCCGACACUUUAAACUUCUGCAUCGAUGCCCGACAGAACUUUGCUCUGCCUCUGCUGCUGCUGCUGCUGCUGCUGCUUUUGAAAGCUGCUAAUGGUUGCCACCGGCGGGCCACGUAUAUCUAUGCUUGUAUACUUCGACUUGCAGCCAAUCGAUAAAUUAAUUUGGCAAACUCUCUUGUAACUAUGCCACCGCGCCAAGUGCCGCCUCCCCGACAGUGGCGACGCUCGAAAACUUUGGAAUCUUUCCGUUCAAUUUGCUCGCAGCUCCUCGGCAUCAGCAUUCAGACGAAGAGCGGGCAAGGUUUAAGCCUUGUUUCACUUUUGUUUUACGGGUUUAAUGGCGUGCCACGUGUUAUUCUCAACCUUUGGCCCACACCCCGUUCAGCAGCAGAACGUGAAGUAAUGGAAAGUGUACAUUUUCGCAGCACCAUUUGACCCUCGACGCCCCGGGUUUACUGUCAAUACAUGUUCCCGAGUUGUGGCUUGUUUUUUUCUUCACUUUUUCUCUUCAGUUUCACAAACACACUUCAGCAUGGUGCUCACGUUAUGCCAUCCCCCUCCCCCCUCGUGUUGUUUGUUAUCGGUUUGGUGUAUGAUUGCAGCAGCAGCAGCAGCAGCAAGAAAGCUUCCCCGAGCACACUUUUUAUGAGUCUUAUUUUGAUGCUCCCACUUGGGUAUGGCGAACACGUAUCGCAUUCGCUGCAGAGAGAGAGAGACCGGCUGCAGCUCGAGCAAUUUUCCCACGCGGAUCGCACUCAACAAGUUGCGUGAGGACGAGACGCACGCGAGGACGUAAUCCCGCGUUUGUUGUGUGUUUUUCAAUUCCCUAAGGUAAAUGUUCCAUUAGUGACGACAGUAGGUGCCAUUAUGGCUAACGCGUUGCUGGAAACAAUGCUUAUUCGCCGAGGAAAGGUGUUACGAGGUCGUAAAACGCAUUAAAUAUUUGAUUUUUAUUAACUUUCUCUGUAUUUUGUUAUUUUACAAAUCUUUAUGAAAAAAGUCUAAAAGAUUUUCAGUUUUAUUGCUGAAAAAAACAUAGUAGAUUAAUUGAACUCGAAGAAUAAUGCACGCCAUUAAAGUUAAUUCUAACGAUUAAAUGUUGGUGGAGAAGCGCUGCCGUUCUACGUAUAAUUGUCCCAUGUUCAAAAAAGAGCAACUGAGAAAAACGCGAUUGAAAUUUUUCGAGCGUUUUUUUUUUGUUUCCGCGCAUAAUUGUCCCGUGGGUCCCUAUUCACCUCAUAAGUCCCUAAUCAUCCCAGUUAGCAGUUUAUCACUCUUAUUUGUAAUCCUCCUGCUAUACAAAAGGUAAACGAGACACAAUACAGUACUUGUUCGGUAACUGGGCUGAGAACGUAGCCCAGUCACCGAAUGCUGCUCGCUAACUGAGCUGAAAGAAAAAUAACGAGGGGACCACCGAUGCGUAAUAUUUUCCUGAUGAAAUAUAAAAAUAAAAGUUAAUAAAAUUUAGUUACAAACCUUACUUUUGAUAGUUCUUUAAUUGUGACUUGAAAUUGAAUAAAAGUUUCAAAAUAGUUUUUUUUUAUUUAUUAAACAUGAUUUUUGCAUCCUUUAACCCCUCGGUCAUUCCGGUUUGUUUUGGUUU
Messenger RNA from Culex quinquefasciatus (southern house mosquito), 5932 nucleotides. RefSeq names its product mitogen-activated protein kinase kinase kinase 11 (gene slpr). The transcript has 11 exons. Gene Ontology annotation, molecular function: ATP binding; JUN kinase kinase kinase activity; protein binding. The coding region runs from base 251 to 3769 and encodes 1172 amino acids. NCBI's taxonomy places the organism in Eukaryota, Metazoa, Arthropoda, Insecta, Diptera, Culicidae. The record is from RefSeq and is a predicted model, not a curated record. Gene Ontology annotation, biological process: protein phosphorylation.